GUUUUGUACCUUCAAACAAGUCUCUAGUCAUUUAGCGUUACACGUACUCUGUAUAUUCUUUGUAGCAAAAAUGGCCGGCGUUUCUCUGAUUAGUCGAUUUCCUUCCAGUUCGGUGUUGGCGUUGUCGUACCCGAAACCCAGCUCGCGAUUCUCGAGCUUUUUGGUUAAUUCUAUGAGCUUUCCCGUGAAGAACUCGGCAAAAUCGAAGCUUCUUUUUGCUGGAGGAGUCCAAAAGAAAUUCAAUUUCACUGUGCGUGCUGGUACUGAAGAGAAUUGGGAACCAGAGUCUAACGAAUCUUCAUCGGCGGUGGCAGAGGAGGAGCCAGUGCCGUACAAGGAGCCAACAGAGAUUGAUUUGUUGAAGAAGCAAUUGGUUGAUACGUUUUAUGGGACGACCCGUGGAUUGAGUGCCACGAGUGAAACUAGGGCGGAAGUUGUGGAGUUGAUUACGCAGCUAGAGGCGAAGAAUCCGACUCCGGCACCGACGGAGGCUCUUAGUCUUCUCAACGGAAAAUGGAUUUUGGCCUAUACAUCUUUCCUAGGCUUGUAUCCUUUGCUGUCAAGGGGAACCUUACCAAUGGUGAAAGUUGAAGAGAUAUCACAAACCAUCGACUCGGAAAAUUUUGCCGUCCAGAAUUGUGUCGUUUUUUCUGGACUAGGGUCCACUACGGCUAUCACUACAAAUGCAAAGUUUGAAGUCAGAAGUCCCAAGCGUGUACAGGUACAACCCAGGGAGCAAACUUUUCAUUGCUUUAUACGUUAACACCUAAUAAGGUUUGCAAAAUCUUAGCAAUGUAGUGCGGUUUGCAGACCCAAAAUCUAGGUCUAAGGGGCUGUUUACUAACCAUUUAUUGCCUCUUGCCGGGUAACUAAACAUUUAGGGGCCGUUUACCAAAUACCUGCUGGGUAAACUCUUAUCAGCGAGAGUCACUACCCUCACUUACCUUAUCGGGUAACAUUCUUGCCAUUACAGUGGAUUGUUGGUAGCAUCCCAUACCCGGUAGACUCUAACCGGGUAAGAUUUUCUCUCCUUUCCAUGCCUCUUACCAGGUAAGAUUCACUGUCCUUGUCAUUGUCACCGGCUAAGGUAAGUGACACCCGGUAAGUGUUUGGUAAACGACCCCUUAUUGCCUCUUACCAAGUAACUAAUCAUUUACGGCCUCUUACUGUGGUCAGAAAUGAUGAUGUUUACCAAUAAUGUUAUGUUACCAUAUUGCUAUCUUACUAGGUAAGUGAGGUUGGUGACU
Molecule: messenger RNA, 1247 nt
Organism: Cynara cardunculus var. scolymus (artichoke)
Lineage: Eukaryota; Viridiplantae; Streptophyta; Magnoliopsida; Asterales; Asteraceae
Product: light-induced protein, chloroplastic-like
Exons: 2
Coding region: 71-763 (230 amino acids)
Source: RefSeq, a predicted model, not a curated record